AUGGAGGUGCUGGCGCUGUGGGCGCUGCUGGCGGCGCUGGUCCUGCAGGGCCGGGGGGCUGCCCCGCUGGGCCUCUCCAGCCGCAGGGGGCAGACAGGCGGGAACCUCAGCUGCUUCCGCUGCUUCAAAGCGAAGUCCGCGGCGCAGUGCCGGCCCGCCCUGUGCGCCCGCACGGACCGCGUGUGCCUGGCCCACACGCUCACGCUCCGGCUCAGCCUGGCCAGGGGAGCCCGGCCCCGGACUGCGCCCCCUGCGGGCGGCCGGGCCUCCGGGGCAGCCGCGCUGUGCUCUCUCCGCAGAGUCCAAGGUGUGGCUCAUGCUGAGCAAGCGCUGCGCCCCGCGGUGCCCCAACGCCAACAUGGCCUUCGAGUGGCUGUCGGAGCCCUGGCUGUGGCAGCGGGUGCACAGGCAGUGCUGCAACGUGAGCUUCUGCAACGCGGCGCCCGCCCGCGGCCCCGGGGCCCAGCGCUGCUGCUCCUGCUGGGCCUCGGCCUCCUCGCCGCCUCCCCGUGA
Messenger RNA from Pipistrellus nathusii (Nathusius's pipistrelle), 513 nucleotides. Lineage: Eukaryota; Metazoa; Chordata; Mammalia; Chiroptera; Vespertilionidae. The record is from the annotation of a GenBank genome assembly.